AUGAAUACAGAGACUAAAGUAGAGGAUUUAACGGCUAGUGAUGAUAUAGAGUUUAAGAAGAAAUUCUAUUUGAUACUCAAGAGUUCUCUCUCGGGAGAUGAAGCGGCACACAAGGUGCUGGCCGAGCGCGUUUCAGAUGAUGCCAAGAGUAAAGUGGUAGAUAUAAUAGUGCGAUCAAGCAUACAGGAGCCGACAUACUCAAAAUUCUACGGUCUGCUUUCGGAAAGACUUUGUGCGACACAUAGCUCAUGGGUUGAAGGCUAUAAGCACGUUCUUUUGGACAAUUAUACAAACAUGAACACAUUUGAGCCCGCCCAGUUGCGUAUUAUUGGUAAACUAUGGGGGCAUAUAUUUGCUGCAGAUUAUCUUGGCUUUGAGUUAUUUGAAAACUUCAGAAUGAAUGAGGAAGAUAGCUCUCCCGCUACAAGGAUAUUUUUGAAGUUUUUGUUUCAGGAACUGGUAGCUGAAUUGGGUAUCAAUGAGCUACAAGCCCGUUUGAAUGAGGACUACAUCAAGCCGUUCUUGAAGAAUCUAUUUCCAGAAGAAGACCUGGAUGACAUGAGAUAUUCUAUCAACUAUUUUACAUCCAUAGGUCUUGGUGUUUUAACCAAGAGAAUGCGAGAUGAUGUUAGUUCCAUUGAAGAACAAGAAAAGAAGGUACGAGAGGCAGAGAGGUUGAAAGAAGAAGAAUCGAGACCUGAGGGGCCAUCAGACACAUGGAGGUCAAGGAAACCCUUACCUAGUCAAGAGAACAAGUAUUCAAAAACGUCAGCUAAAGAUAGGAGGUUUUCACGCAGAGAUGGUGGUAAUUCGAGAAAGAGUGUUGGAAAAAGGUCAAGAACACCACCUCGCAGUAGGUACAACUCAAAUACCAAAUCAGAUAGAAAGCCUCGAUCUAGGACACCGCCAAGGAGAAGGAAUAGAUCUCGUAGUCCAAGGCGAUAG
This is a messenger RNA of Nakaseomyces glabratus, 945 nucleotides long. RefSeq names its product U2-type spliceosomal complex subunit CWC22 (gene CWC22). Gene Ontology annotation, biological process: mRNA splicing, via spliceosome. The record is from RefSeq and is a predicted model, not a curated record. NCBI's taxonomy places the organism in Eukaryota, Fungi, Ascomycota, Saccharomycetes, Saccharomycetales, Saccharomycetaceae. Gene Ontology annotation, cellular component: catalytic step 2 spliceosome. Gene Ontology annotation, molecular function: RNA binding.